This is a messenger RNA of Galleria mellonella (greater wax moth), 3318 nucleotides long. RefSeq lists its product as uncharacterized. The record is from RefSeq and is a predicted model, not a curated record. Bases 283 to 2271 code for a protein of 662 amino acids. Gene Ontology annotation, biological process: protein modification process. Gene Ontology annotation, molecular function: protein-L-isoaspartate (D-aspartate) O-methyltransferase activity. Gene Ontology annotation, cellular component: cytoplasm. The transcript is spliced from 7 exons. Lineage: Eukaryota; Metazoa; Arthropoda; Insecta; Lepidoptera; Pyralidae.
GUAUUGUUACAAAGAAAACAAAAUGUAAAUUGCUUAAAAUGGUGUGCUAGUGUUUUGUUAUAAAUCAGUUGAUUUCUUGUAUAAAUUACUUAAACUUCCAUUAAAUCGUACGUUUAAAUGAUCAUUAACGAUAGAAACGUGAUUAUAUUGCUUUGAAAGAUUAUUUCUUGUAUUUUUUCUAAAAAUAUGUUGAAAAACAUCUGUGACGUCACGAUUCCAAUCAGCUGAGGCAAUUGGUGGAGGGAGGGUAUAACGUGAUAGUGAACAAAACAAACAACCAGGAUGGGGGGUGCUGUGAGCUCAGGCCGGGAUAACAACGAGCUGAUUGACAAUUUGAUGGGAGGGAACUACAUCCGAACACGGAGCGUGGAGAGGGUAUUUCGCGCAUUGGACCGCGCCGAAUACAUGACACCGGAGACGCGGGACCAGGCAUACAAGGAUCUUGCUUGGCGGAAUGGGCCGUUGCAUUUGUCUGCCCCCUGUAUAUACAGUGAAGUCAUGGAAAACUUGAAACUGAAACCUGGGUUAUCAUUUCUAAAUAUUGGUUCUGGCACUGGGUAUCUAAGUACCUUGGUGGGACUAAUACUAGGGUCUAGUGGAAUUAGCCAUGGCGUGGAAGUCCGCCCCUUUGUAGUGGAUUAUGCUAAUAAGAAACUUAGUCAGUUUAUGGAAAAUUCUCCAGUAUUGGAUGAAUUUGACUUCUGUGAGCCGAAAUUUUAUGUUGGUAAUGGACUGUGCCUGGCGCCACUUCAGACUCCUUAUGACCGUGUGUACUGCGGCGCAGGCUGCCCUGUCGAGUACGAGAACUAUUUCAAACAACUUAUAAAGGUCGGAGGUAUCCUUGUGAUGCCGCUUAAUGACAAUUUGGUGCAAAUGCAACGCGUCUCGGAGACUGAAUGGAACUGUCGCAUGCUGCUCAACGUGUCGUUCGCGCCUCUCCGGGAGCCCGCCAAGAACGAGACCCAGGAACUUAUCAGACUUGAGGAGCAGAAGCCGGCGCGGCUGCAGGCGCUGGCUCGCGCGGCGGUGCGCGGCGCCAUGCGCGCGGCGCUGCAGCGGCGCCGGCCCGAGCUGCGGCCGCCGGCCCGCGCGCCGCCGCGCGCCGCCUGCCCGCGCCGCAUCUGCAUCCCCGUCGAGGACGACAGCGACCUCGAAGGCCUAAACGUCCUGCACGACUUGGACCGUAACAGUGGCGCCAACGAGAUGAACGCGCUCCUGAGCCUUGUGCUGAGCAUGGGACAGAACCGCGUCGCUGGAGCGCUACGCUUCGAUACUGGCGACACGUCAUCGGACUCGUCGAGCGAUGAUGACGAGCAGGGCCACGACGACGAUGACGACAACGACGACGAUGACGACGGCAACGCUGGUAAUCACAGCCAACAAGCCCUCGAUCUGUCUGCAAAUGAUGAAGAGGAGAACCGAGAUAAUCCGCCAAGAGCCAGCCAUAGUCGGGGCUUGCUUACAUUUGAAUUUCAUAAUAUGAUUACUCCCGGUAGUAAUGACGUCACAGACUCGGCACCGCGCUCACCGCCACCUGAUAAUGCUACCAGUGCUCAAAAGUCAGUCGAAACAGAUAGGGCUCAAGACAAAACGACAACCAAAUCGGAGGACCGCGGUGAUAGUAGUGAUAAUCCAAACGUACCGGCCGAAGUCGAGAUUUACUUGGGCAAAACAAGCGAGGCCGCUGCAAGUACGUCCAAAGAAGGGGAAAUGGAGUGGGAGGAAAGUGUUGGAGCCACCAGGGAGUCAUUCAGCGAUGAGGAAACCACCGAGGAGGGUACAAAAUCGAAGGAGGAGAAGCGACAGAAGUUGGACAGUGGUAUCGGAGAGAAUACCCCAACGAGCUCGUCGCCAGCCAAGACUGAUACAAAGACGGACGAAUCGGACGCGGACGGCUCGCACCACUCCGACAGUCUCACGGACGACAUCGAUGACGACACGUUUACAGGUCGCAGGCGCCUGCAGAAGCGGUCCCGCGGCAGCCCGGACGCGCGCUCGUCGUCUGGCGAGCCGUGCUCGGAGCCCGAGGCGGAGGGUGCGCCGCGCCGCCGCCGCAAGCGCCGCCCGCCGCCGCCCCGCGCCCCCCGCGCCGCCCGCGCCACCCGCGCCGCCCGCGCCGCCCGCGGCAACCGCGCCCCGCGGCCCCCCCACCACGCGGACGACGCGCGCCGCGUGCAGCUGUCGCUGUGCAUGAAGCGCGCCGUCAAGGAGCUGCCGCUGCCGUACGCGCUCAAGAAGUACGUCAACCUGCAGCGCUGCUUCGAGUUCUAAUUCCGAGGGAGCCGGUGCGCUGCGCGGCCUGUACUUUGACUGAAAGCGCUAUAUCGACGAGCUGAGCGAGUCUAUCGAUCGAAUCGUUGCCGCCAACGAGCGCUCGAGGUACACCGGGGCGGCGACGACCAGUGUGUUGUUCCUUCUGAAGCGAGCGCUCCCGUAACGAUGCCGUGGAUAGAUUCGUUCGCCGCUCGUCUAUGGAGGCCGGGUAGACUGCCUGUCGGACGCACACGAGACGACGUAUCCGAAGAUGAGUCGUGUUUUAUCUCUUAAUAUUAGACCCUUCUUUCCGGGCGUGGCCGAGUAGAUUCUUUUUAUGAAACGAAUUUAAUUGUAAGUUUAGUUAAUAAUUCAUUUUGCUUCUUUCCCUUGAAUAGAAAUCGUUAAAUAUUUUUCUAAAAUAAUAAUAUUAAUUAUUAAGGUACUUUUCUCGCAUGAUUUGUAAAUAUACGAUGUCUAAUGAUAGAGUCUUAGUUGAUAAAUAUAUAUCUUUGUAACUGUAAAAACAUUGUUAGAUAAUAUCUUCGGAUCUGUCCUAUAAUUACUUGAAAUCUUGUACUCAAACUUUUCCUCUCGUUCGUACGUCUAUCGCCAAUAAUGGUAUGGUAUAGCACUUAUGGUCAAGAUAUGGUAUCUUGUUCCUGUGGAUUUGUAAAUAUUUAAGGUUAGUUGAAGAUUCGUGAUCUACCAGAGGAGGUCCUUACAAAGCGGGAAAGAGAUAAAGGAAUCCUUAUGUUUUUGUUGUUGCAUAUUAUGGAUCGUGGCCUGUUCGUUGUACUGUAGAGUUUUAAGUCUGAACCGACGGUAAGUCAUCCGUUGCUAAGUGUCCGGCGUCCGUUUUCUACUAUAAUACUCGUUUACGAAUGACAAUUUUAUAAUAUACUCAGUAGAUGCAGUAAUGUUGGCCACUUAGCAGGUGCGUGACCUUUGCAUUAUAUAUUUCUCCAACGCCCAUUUUACGUUUAACAGCGUGUUGUAAAUGAGUUUUUGUUACGAGUAAUAAUGUCGUUAUAACAUAAUUAAAAUGAUUUUAUCUAUAAAAUA